UAUUCAGCAUGUUUUGCACAAGAAAUGUCAGCCAGAAAGGGCUAUCUGCUCCCUUCGCCAAAUUAUCCCACAACAAUGUCAUGCUCGGAGAGCCCAGCCGCGAACUCUUUUUUGGUCGACUCGCUCAUCAGCUCGGGCAGAGGCGAAGCGGGCGGCGGUGGCGGCGGCGCAGGGGGCGGCGGCGGUGGCUACUAUGCCCACGGCGGGGUCUACCUGCCGCCGGCCGCCGACCUGCCCUACGGGCUGCAGAGCUGCGGACUCUUCCCCGCGCUGGGCGGCAAGCGCAAUGAGGCGGCGUCGCCCAGUGGCGGCGGCGGUGGUAGCAGCGGGGGCCUAGGGCCUGGGGCUCACAGCUACGCGCCCGCGCCCAUAGACCUGUGGCUGGACGCUCCGCGGUCGUGCCGGAUGGAGCUGCCCGAGGGCCCGCCGCCGCAACAGCCCCAGCAGCAGCCACCGCCCCCGCCACAGCCACCUCAGCCCCAGCCGCAGGCCACCUCGUGCUCCUUCGCGCAGAACAUCAAAGAGGAGAGCUCUUACUGCCUCUACGACUCCGCGGACAAAUGCCCCAAAAGCUCAGCCGCCGCUGCCGAGCUUGCCACCUUCCCGCGGGGCCCACCGCCCGACGGCUGCGCCCUCGGUUCCUCCAGUGGGGUGCCAGUGCCGGGCUACUUCCGCCUCUCGCAGGCCUAUGGCACCACCAAGGGCUACGGCGGCAGCGGCGGCGGCGGCGCACAGCAGCUCGGGGCCGGCCCGUUCCCCGCGCAGCCCCCGGGGCGCGGCUUCGAUCCACCUCCCGCACUAGCCUCUGGCUCGGCGGACGUGGCCCGGAAGGAGCGAGCCCUCGAGUCGCCGCCGCCCCCUACGCUGGCUUGUGGCGGCAGUGGCGGCGGGGGCUCCCAGGGCGAAGAGGAGGCGCACGCGUCGUCCUCGGCCGCCGAGGAGCUCUCCCCGGCCCCUUCCGAGAGCAGCAAAGCCUCGCCCGAGAAGGACUCCUUGGGCAAUUCCAAAGGCGAAAAUGCAGCCAACUGGCUCACGGCAAAGAGCGGCAGGAAGAAGCGCUGCCCUUAUACGAAGCACCAGACGCUAGAGCUGGAGAAGGAGUUUCUGUUCAACAUGUACCUUACUCGAGAGCGGCGCCUAGAGAUCAGCCGCAGCGUCCACCUCACGGACAGACAAGUGAAAAUCUGGUUUCAGAACCGUAGGAUGAAACUGAAGAAAAUGAACCGAGAAAACCGGAUCCGGGAGCUCACAGCCAACUUUAACUUUUCCUGAUGAAGCUCCAGGCGACGCCGUUUUUUUUUUUUUUUUUUUUUUUUCCGCUUCCAGGGUCCCCUCUGUCUUCGGCCUCUGCGCUAGGAACUCGCACCUGUGCCGGGGAGCCCCAUUCUUCCCUCCCACACUCGCCAUCUCGCCUGCGUUACAUCUGUGCAGGGCUGGUUUGUUCUGACUUUUUGUUUCUUUGUCUGUUUGCUUGGUGCUGGUUUAUUUGUUGUUUUCUGGGGAAAAAGCCAUAUCGCGCUAAAAUUCUGUAGCUAGGUCUUGUCCUAAAUGUCAAGUGCUGGCUGGGCUGGGUUUGCUGCCUUGGGGUCCCACAGCUCCAAAUGGCCCCUGUGCUUCUGGCCAAGCUGGUUUCCUGGUCAGCCACGGGGGGCAAAACUAGCCGGAAGGCCGAGGUCCCACUGUCGGCGCUGAGGUGUCUGGCCUGAGGUCAAUGGUGCAGGAGCCACCACGGGCUGGCCAGCGGCGAGGGCUGGGUUGUAUUUAAUCAGGGGAUGCAGGCCCCUGGUUUCUUUUUUUCUUUCUUCUUUUCUUCCUUGGCAAAGAGAAGGGCUUAUAGGCAUGGUCAUGCAGGUUGGCAAAAGGGUUUGACUUUGGCUGAUUGGAAAAGCAAGAAAGAAAGAUGAAUUUUUCCUUCCUCUGUAAGAUAUCCUAGCUUUACAAAAAACAAACACGAAAGACCAGGAGAAGCAAAUGCCCAGUUUCUGCCAGGUUUUGCAUUGCUGAAUUAAAUUACUUCUGAAUUUCCAUAUCUUUCAGGAUGUAGAUAAAUAAUGUAGUUUUCUUUAUACACAUGGAGUAGUAUUUUCAUUUUCUUUUCUUUUCCUUUUUGUCAUGAAAUAAUCGUUACCACUGGUAACAAUGACAAGCACACCACAAUUCUCCCUAUCUUGUGGAGGUUUUUUUUUUUUUUUUUUUUUUUUUAAUUCACUUUUAAAACUUUCUGAUAUUCACAGAAGCCAAGGAGGGCUGGGGCAAGCGGAAACGACCAGAGAAAGGGAGACAUUGUUUAAAUUUCUUUAUACUGUGAAGUUACAUGCAUAAAAGGGUCAAACCUGUAGGUGCAGAGAAAGAAAAAUUAUAAAUACAAAUCUGUAUAAAUGUCUAUUAUUAUGAAAAAUUACCAAUCUUGUUUUAAGCAAAUGCAUUCUAUCGUUAUUAUAAAUGUUAGUUCUAGCUCUAUUCUAAUCUUAAAUCAGAAUAAAUUAAUAUUGUAAUGCUGCUGUGAGUGGGGGAAAAAAAGACGAUGUUUAUGUUCUUAUAGAAGAAUAAAAGCUGUGGAAUGAAGCUUUUUAAUUUUA
This is a messenger RNA of Orycteropus afer afer, 2579 nucleotides long. RefSeq names its product homeobox A10 (gene HOXA10). NCBI's taxonomy places the organism in Eukaryota, Metazoa, Chordata, Mammalia, Tubulidentata, Orycteropodidae. Gene Ontology annotation, molecular function: DNA-binding transcription factor activity, RNA polymerase II-specific; RNA polymerase II cis-regulatory region sequence-specific DNA binding. Gene Ontology annotation, cellular component: nucleus. Gene Ontology annotation, biological process: regulation of transcription by RNA polymerase II. The record is from RefSeq and is a predicted model, not a curated record.